Arachis duranensis is the source of this 816-nucleotide messenger RNA. RefSeq lists its product as uncharacterized. The transcript is spliced from 2 exons. Gene Ontology annotation, molecular function: zinc ion binding. The coding region runs from base 1 to 816 and encodes 271 amino acids. Lineage: Eukaryota; Viridiplantae; Streptophyta; Magnoliopsida; Fabales; Fabaceae. The record is from RefSeq and is a predicted model, not a curated record.
AUGAAAACCCUCAAGAUUAUCAAUGUGAAGACAUGUGAGUAUCUGGACAAGAUCCCCAAACAAUCCUGGAGCAAAGCGCACUACAAAGACACCCAAAAAAACAACAAUGUAUGCAACAACAUGUGUGAAGUUUUCAACUCAGCCACCAAGCCAUAUAGAUCAAAGCUAAUACUUACACUAUUAGAGAAAGUUAGGAGGAUUGCCAUGACAAGCAUGGCCAAAAAUAAACUUAACCUGGCAAGUCAUAUUGGACAUUUACUUUCUAUACAACAAAGUAGGCUUGCAAAGGAGAGAUAUUUCAGUAGAUACCAAACACCUAUAUGGUUUGGUGAUGCUGCAGAAGUCAUAUUUGAAGUUUAUGGUGAGCCGCACAACGUGCUAGUUGAUUUGGGAAAUCACACAUGCAGUUGUUGGUCAUGGCAGCUAUCAGGAUUACCUUGUCGUCAGGCCAUCGCGGCUAUUGUAUGUUUGAAUGAGAACUAUGUUCAUGCAUGGUUGACAAUGGGAUCUUACAAUAAGACAUAUGAGUUUCAUAUUAACCCGAUAAAAGGAGAAGAGAUGUGGGACAAGUCUGAGUACUCUCACUGCUUACCCUCGACAAGACCAAAAUCACAUGGGAGACUAAAGCUCUAUGCAAGAAAGAAGGAUGCACAUGAGGUCCCUGUUGGAGGCAGUCAAGACAGAAAGUCCACAAAAUUAAAGAGACAAUAUGACAAGUUCACUUGUGGAACUUGUGGUGAUGUUGGUCACACUACAAGGGGGUGUGAAGUUGCAAAAAAGCUAAAGGUAGAGGAGGCAGCAACAGCUGCAGAAUAA